Molecule: messenger RNA, 2890 nt
Organism: Polistes dominula (European paper wasp)
Lineage: Eukaryota; Metazoa; Arthropoda; Insecta; Hymenoptera; Vespidae
Gene: ear
Product: ENL/AF9-related super elongation complex transcription factor
Biological process (GO): positive regulation of DNA-templated transcription
Cellular component (GO): transcription elongation factor complex
Molecular function (GO): chromatin binding
Source: RefSeq, a predicted model, not a curated record
UUUUUCUCUUAACUUGAAAAUUUGUAUAAUCUGAUUGGUUUAGUUGAGAAUUUUCUUCGUAUCAUAGAUAGCGCUGAUUUAAAUUUCUUUAAUUUUCCUUUUUCAAGAUAACGAUGAUGGCGUCCAGUUUUCGAUGGUGCUUAGUUGACCUGUUGAUAGUCAGAUUGAAAUAAAAGCUUAAAUAAAAAGAAUAAUAAGAUUAUUGCGAAUGCAGAUAAAUUAAACAAAUGAUACGUUAAAGUUGAAAAGUGAAUUAUUAUGAUCGUCUUAUGUGACGAUCAAUAUUUUAUCAGAGAUAAUUAUUUUUAACCGCACAAUGCUUCAACAUUUAGUGCUUAUGAAAAUUAUCAAAGAAGUAUUGUUAUUACGUAUGCGUUUGAUAUAAAUUAACGCGCAAUGAUUCCUAUCAUUACACACGUUCAUUGAAUAAUAUAUAAUAUUCAAUAACGAAUAUUCUUCAAGCAGUUUCAGUCACGUUAUUGAUGAUAUAUAAAAAUGUAAUGAGAUUUUGUGAUUAGAGAAUGGCAAUUCGACUUACACUGGAAUGUGGACAUGUAUCAAUAUUACGUGAGCGUAUCUCGCCAGAAGGUUUUACACAUGACUGGGAAGUUUUUGUACGAGGAGUUGACAACACAGAAAUACAUCACUAUAUUGAGAAAGUUGUGUUUCAACUACAUGAAACAUUUCCAAAACCUAAAAGAGUAGUAAAGGAACCACCUUAUGUGGUCAAAGAAUCAGGGUAUGCAGGAUUUAUGAUCCCAAUUCAUGUUUAUUUAAAAAAUAAGGAUGAACCAAAAAGAUUUCAAAUUCUUUACAAACUUAAUUUACAACCUAGAGGAAGGAUUAUUAAUAAAGUUAUACGUCAUAUUGAAAUAAUAAAUAAUCCAUCGGAAGAAUUUAAAAGAAAACUUUUAAAAGGAGGCGGUUGUACAAUAUCCAAUACUGAGAGUACAUCAGACAGAGGUGAGAUAAAAACUCCCGUUAUGGUUGGUAAACCAAAGUUAUCUAUUGGUGAGCAAAAGAAGCAUCGCCCAAUAGAAUCCAAGACGUCUAACUCGUUCGCUGAAUUAUUUGGACCUCCUAUAAAGACGGCGAAAAUAUCUCCUGAAAAUAAAAAGGUAAUCCAAUCUGAUAAAAGUAAUACUGUCAAACCUGUAAGUGUAUCUGAAAAGGCUGAUAAAGUAGAUAAAGUAACUAAAAGUAAAGACAGUCCUCAUAAGGAUACGAAGAAAGAUAAAACAGAAGAAAAGAAGGAUAAAAAGGUUAAGGAUCCUUCAAAGGAAAAAAGUAGAAGUAAGGAAAAAUUAAAAAGACCAUCUAGUCCUGGAAGCAAAGGUUAUUCGAGUCCAACGAAUAAACGAUUUUCUCCUUCUUUGGUAAAAAGGCCUCGUAGUUCUUCACCUUCUGUUAAAAGGUCAUCACCACCGAAGUCUAAAGAGAAAGAUUUAAAAAAGUCUGUUCAAGAAAAAGAAAGAGAGAAGGAUAAAGAGAAAGAGAAAGAGAAAGAGAAAGAAAAAGAAAAAGAGAAAGAGAAAGAAAAGGAGAAAGAAAAAGAGAGAGAUAAGGAUAAAGAUAAAGAUAAGGACAAGGACAAGGAUAAGGAUAAGGCUAAAGAUAAUUCUAAAAGUUCCUUGGAUAUAAACAAGACUGAUAAAAAGAAGGAAAAGAAGAAAUAUAAGGACGACAAUUAUAAAGAGAAAAAAGAAAAAUACAAGGAAGGUGAACGUUCUAGUGUUAAGGAAGCACAGAAGAUAAAUGAUAAGAAAUUAGAAAAGUCUGAUAAAGAGAAAGAAAAAUCUCAGGAUUAUAAGUCAAUAAAGGAUGGUAGAAAAUCUCCCAAACCCGUUAAAGAAGGCGAUAAAAUUAAAGACGAUAAAUUACCAAAAGUCGACAAAUUGGAAAAAAGUGAAAAGUCGGAGAAGGUUAAGGAAAAUAAAAGUGAUAAAGAUAGGACGAAGCAUAAGCACAAGAAGAAAGAUAAAAAAGAAAAGAGAGAUAGCAGUCGAGAAAGAGAGAAAAAGGAAAAACGAGAUAAAUCCAAAUCAUCUGCAGAAAAGCAAAAUAAUGUGCCAGCGUCGUCUAAUCCUCUUUCCAUGCUUUUUGCAUAUAUGCCGGAAAGAGAUAGUAGCGAUUCAGCACCGUCCGUAGAUGAAGAAUCCUUCGCUGAAAGUAAAACCAUAAAUUUGAAUGCAAGAAAGGAAUUUGAGGAUACAGCUCCCUCGACUGUUUCAACGGAUCAAGGAACAACAAGACCACCUUCGCCGCCACCUGUAAAUGAAGUAAAGAAAGAUAAAAGUGAUCGUAAUAAAAGGGAUAGACCCAAAAGUAGUAGAGGAGAGGAAAGGGAAAGUAAAAAGAGGAAACGAAGAAGUGAGAGUAAAGGUGAUGACGAUCAUAAUUCUAAAAGGGAAAAGGACAGGAGUCAUUCGACUUCACCAUUGCUGGAAUUGGUAUCCUCUAGUCAGUCACCAGUCGUGGUGGAUGGCGAUUCUAUUCGAGAUAUUGUAAAAGAAAAGAAUGAACGUAACAUGGUUGAGCAAAUGAAUAAAAAAGAAGGAGAAACUGAUGGGGAACAAGUGGCACCAGAUUCUACCAAUUGUACUUUGGUAGAAUCCGACUCUGGUGAAGCUCCCGUAUUUUCCGAAGAUUAUGUGUCGCAGUUGAAGGAUCUGCAACACAAGAUAAUGACGAUACAAGAUAAUGAUGAAUUGCAAAGAGUUGUUCGUGUUAUUGAAGAGACAGGUCAAUACGAAAUUACUAAGAAGACAUUUGAUUUUGAUUUGUGUGCUCUCGAUCGCAGAACAGUACACCGUCUUCAAAAGUUUUUUUCUGCUUCAUGACUAUCUGUAAUAUAAAACAUGACACUUGUUAUUGUUGUUUUUUUUUUUCU